Messenger RNA from Trematosphaeria pertusa, 1344 nucleotides. RefSeq lists its product as uncharacterized. The record is from RefSeq and is a predicted model, not a curated record. The transcript is spliced from 2 exons. Bases 61 to 1209 code for a protein of 382 amino acids. Lineage: Eukaryota; Fungi; Ascomycota; Dothideomycetes; Pleosporales; Trematosphaeriaceae.
CAUAGACCUACAACGCUAAAGUCAACAUUAUACGUCCACUUUCAGCUCUGGUGGACAUCUAUGUAUCCACAUCCCGUAAAGCGCAACCACCCUCGGCGCAAGCGCUUCUGGUCAUGGAAAGACAACAAGCACUUCUUCCUGAAAUUGCUUCCCUGCACCUGGCCAUACUUAUCCAAGCGCGGGAAGCACGCGUGCGAUGAACUUCCGCCCCAUUCUGAGGUCGCCUACUGGUGGCCGGAACCAGUCCGGGAGCUUUCCUCACACCACCAGCCUCAUCAGCCGUUUGAGAAAGUCCAGAGUGCUACUGUCCCAGAGCAAAAUGAGACUAUACGGGAAUGCGGUCUCUUUCGCCUACCAUUGGAAAUCCGCCUUGCGAUCUACGACUUGGCCUUGGACUUUGGAGACAUUCAUCUUGCGAGGAUCUGCUACAAACAUCGUAGCACCGCGACGGAAUACAGGCUGGAAGCAUAUCCCUGCUUCGCGGCAGACGCGGAAAGGAGACGGAAGUGGAUGUGCAACUGUCUGACUAGCCACGCCUUCGCGUAUCUGCUUUACGGCAAUAUGUCGUGGAUCCCGGAAACGCGGUACCCAACGUCAACGGCGGCUCCAAAAGGAGGACUACGGGAGGUUAUGAAUCUCAUGUACACAUCUAGGGCAUUUUACCACGAUAUGUUCUACUUGUUGCACAAGCACCGCACGUGGCAAUUCUUCGAUCUCGACGCUAUCAUUAUGUUCGGCGUGACUAUGCCGCGCAUCCACUUCCAUGCCAUUCGCUCCGUCUAUCUCAACGCGAAGUACAUCGCGCCUCGCACUUCUUUUACCGGCAGUACAGAGCGCCUUCCGCCUACGUACAACAGCUACCUUCAUACACUUCCUAGCUUGCUCUCCACCACCUCCCCGUCGAACAACGAUAGCGUCGCAGGCGCCUGGUAUGCGGCAUGCGCGGUCCUAGGCAACAUGUCUUCGCUCGAGCUGCUGAAGAUGCAGUUAUGCCAUUCGGCGUUCGCGGAGUGGCUGUUUGCAAAGGCACCGGAUGUGUUGACUAGUAAUGAAGAAUGGGUAUUUGAGCCGUUGAGCGGGAUUGCAGAAAGGAGGGAGUUGGGGGUGUUUGAGGUCGAGGUUGAUUGGCCGCCGGGAGAGGAUGGGUGGGAUGAAAGGGAGAAGGGGUUUGAUCUGAAGAGGGUGGGGCCGAGGAUGAGAGGGUGGUGAGGAGAUUGCAAGCGCCUCAUUGCAGCAGCUCCUCUGGCAGCUGUGGACAUGGGAAGGUAGGUAGAGAAAAGCUUUAUUUUUGCGGAUUUUUAUGACUUCUAAAUGCUAAGCUAGACCGACACGCAAUGCAAAGAC